Molecule: messenger RNA, 6172 nt
Organism: Heterocephalus glaber (naked mole-rat)
Lineage: Eukaryota; Metazoa; Chordata; Mammalia; Rodentia; Bathyergidae
Gene: Znf174
Product: zinc finger protein 174
Source: RefSeq, a predicted model, not a curated record
UUUCUUGUAGCCUGUGGGCGUCUCCGCGGCCCGUGGCUUCGGCCCCGCCCCCGGCCCUGCACCUGGGUUGGGGUCCUGGGUCCCCAGAGAGGUGAGUCGGCAGCUGGUGGGCCUGCUACCCUUCGCAGCUUGGGAUUCUAGUGUCGCAGGCGUCUGCUGGAGCUCGGAAUCUGCCGCACCACGGAGCCCCGCGCCCGUUUGUCACAGCUGCGCCAGGCCGGGGGCCAGCUGGGCCUGCGGGGCUAGCUGCACCGCGCGCUCGCGACCCCCAGCCCGCGCUGGCUGUAGGUGGUGUAUUACACCGAAAUGCCCGAGGUCCAUGUGAGCCGAGAUGCGGGAGAGUUAGUGCUAGCUACCUGUAAGACAGCUUGAACUUUUCCAGGGGAUUCCUCCUCCAGCCCGUUAGGUCAAACUGCUCAUUUCUUGUGAAAUCGUGUGUGCUUAUUACCGAAAUAAACGAAAUAUUUCCCCAGUUCAUUUUUAGAAUAUUAGGUCUUUUCUCUUUUACGAGACAAUUUUUUGGUUUUGUUUUAACUGACGGGAAAACAAACUCCUCCUACGCCCAGGGAUUGUUGUCGUCAGAGUUUGGGGGUAAAGACUAGCAAAUGAGAAGGCCCUGUGUCUGUAUCCAUACUAACGUCCCCAGAGGAGCUUUGUUUCUCCCACCUUUCUAGCAUUCAAAGAAAAUUCUCCAAGGUCAUGUUCCUGAAGGCUUGACCAAUUUCCAAAGAGAGAAAUUGUUUCCUGAGCCCCCAAGAUGGCAGCUAAAAUGGAGAUAACUUUGAGCUCCCACAAUCAGGCUUCCUCCAAACAAGAGAGACACAUAAUAACAAAGCUAGAAGAGAAGCGGGAGCCCAGUCCGCCAAAAAACUGCCCGGAUCCUGAACUCUGCCGCCAGAGCUUCAGACAGUUUUGUUAUCAAGAGGUGUCUGGACCCCAAGAGGCGCUCUCCCGGCUGCGACAGCUCUGCCGGCAGUGGCUGCAGCCUGAGCUACACACCAAGGAGCAGAUUAUGGAGCUCCUGGUGAUGGAGCAGUUCCUGAUCAUCCUGCCCCCGGAGAUCCAGGCUCGGGUCAGGCAUCGAUGUCCAGUGAGCAGCAAGGAGAUUGUGACCCUGGUGGAAGAUUUUCACAGAGCAGCCAAGAAACCAAAGCAGUGGGUGGCCGUUUGUGUGCAGGGGCAGAAGGUACUGUUGGAGAAAACUGGAUCUCAGCUUGGAGAACAGGAACUGCCAGACUUUCAACCACAAACUAAGAGAGAUCUCAGGGAGAGCUCUCUGGAGGAGUCUUCCCAGGAAGAAUCUCAUGAGCAGCUGAGCCCCCAACAUUGGGAGAAAUCCCAGCACCUCCAGGAACCAGCCCCCAAGUUAUCUGGGACAGAGGCCCCCAGAAUAAGAAGUGACAACAAGGAAAAUCCACAACAGGAAGGGGCCAAAGGAGCAAAGCCAUGUGCGGUGCCAGCUGGCAGAGCCAAAGGGAAUGGUCUGCAGAGCCCGGAAGCGAGGGGGGCAAACAUGUGUGAGCCCUGGUUGCCACGGAGGCAGGUCAGCCCCCCAAACUCUCAGAAGCCAUUUGCUCACUACCAGAGACAUUGCAGGGAACUGGAAUACAUCAGCAGCCCCCAAAAAGGCCACCCACUGAGGGGAUUGAGGAAAAACAAAGGUGGAAAAAGAGGCCUGAGCAGUUGUUUGCAGCGGCUGGGUCACCAGGCCACCCGCUCUGCCAAGAAACCUUACAAGUGUGAUGACUGUGGGAAAAGCUUCACAUGGAAUUCAGAGCUGAAACGACAUAAGAGGGUACACACAGGCGAACGGCCCUACACCUGUGGGGAGUGUGGGAACUGCUUCGGGCGGCAGUCCACCCUGAAGCUGCACCAGAGGAUCCACACUGGUGAGAAGCCAUACCAGUGCAGCCAGUGUGGGAAAAGCUUUCGCCAGAGCUCAAACCUUCAUCAGCACCACAGGCUUCACCAUGGGGACUGAAGGCACCGCUAGCUUUUCAGUCACAAGGAAAGGCUUUGUGUUUCUCCUACUACUACUUGCAUGUAAAUCACAGACUGACUGGUGACUUGCAAGGAGAGCAAGCAGCCCUUAGGGGGUAAUGGUGCACAUGUGGCCAGCCAGUGAGGGGGCCCCAUGAUAGGCUAACCAGGGCCCAGUAGCACAAGGUGACAGGGUAAAGAGACAGCAAGUCUGGGUGUUGGGAUAAAGAGGACUGCAGUCGCUGCAAGAGGUGGGAAUGACAGUGGAGGGAGAAUCAGGAUGACCAAGCAGGUGGCCCCUUCCUAUUACCCCAUCUGUUGUUUUAUAUCCUCCAAAAUAUAUCAAAGCAUAUAGAGUUAUGCAUUUGCUGUCAUUCCACACAAGUUACUCGUGUGUACACAGUUCAGCAUUUUACUAUAACUUAAAGUCAAUAUUCAUUGGAAAAUGUGUGUGGUGGUGCCUGCCUAUAACCCCAUCACUUGGGAGGCUGAAACAGGAGGAUCACCACAAGUUUGAGGCCAGCCUGGGCUACAUAGUGAGAUCUUGUUUCAAAAAACAAAACAACAACAAAAAAUCAUUGGAAAAUAAAUCUCUAAUGCUCUUUUUUAAAUUCCUAGAUCUUCAUAACAAAAAAUCAAACGAGAAUAUGUUCACAUUGAUAUGAGGAGAGGUUGCCUAGUAAAUGGACAGUGCUUUUAUCAAAAAACAAAAAGGUGCCAGGUGCCAUGCCACAUACUUGUAAUCUCAGCUAUAUGGGAGGCUGAGGCAAGAAGAUCACAGGUUCAAGGCCAUCCUGGGUGAAUUAGCAAAACCUUGUCUCAAAAAAUUAAAAAGGGCUGUGGAUGUAGCUCAUUAGCGCAGCCCUGGGUUUGAUCCUCAGUAUUGUAAAAAUAAAAUAAGUUGCAUUUGAGGGAUCUUUCUAUAUCAAAGCACUUUUGAAUUUAUAAAAAGAAAAUUCACAUGCUACCACAACCCUGGUACAAGAGAGGGAAAAGCUAACAGUGAGGAAUAGUAGAGGGUAAAGGCUGCCCUGGGGAUAUAAGAAUUGUGCCUGCUCUCCUUUCUCACCUAGUUCUUUGACUUCAAAGGGAUGGUUGUACAACUCAUUGACUACUAAAAAUUAUUGAAAUGGGUUAAUUUUAUGAUAUGUUAAGUGUUCCUCAAAAGCAUCUUUUUAAAGUGAAAAAAUAUAUUUAUAUAACACAUCAGAGUCUGAGAGCUAGGCCUGGGAGAUCACAUAAUUUUACCCACCUUGUUUCUCAAAGUAGGAAUUGCGACCUGAUCGGCAUACAAUUCUAGAUCACCCUGGGCAAGCUGGCCCAUUUGUCAGGUUAGAGGAAACGUCUGGAGAUUGGUGCACUACCUCAUGCAGAAAUAGGAGCAGGUAACAUUCCUGCUAAACACCUGCAUCGUUGGGUCUGUGCCAGUCACCUCAUGACUGCAGCCUGUGUUCUGUCCCCCAAAAUCCACAUUCCUCCUGACUGCCAAUGGACUAGUGCACACUUGGGGCCUUGGCACACACUCUUCCUUUUGCCUUUUGAUCUUCCACUUCUCCACUCUGUCUGCCAUUCAUCUUACCAGAGCUGUUUUCAUGAAGAUCUAGGCUGACUUCUGUAGUCAUGGCUCAGUAUCCCUGCCUGGAGAUACUCAGCCUGGCAGUGGUCUUGCCCACCAGGGGACAUCUGGCUAUGCCUGGAGACAUUUUGGGUUGUUAUGACUUAAGGGAAGGAGGGUUGGUCCUGGCCUCUGGUGGGUGGAUGCUGCUCCAGGUCCUCCAGGACACAGGACAACACCCACAGCACUCACCUGGCCUGUCACAUCAGUGGUGCCAGUGUUGGGAAGCUCCCACGCUCUUAGCAGUUCUUCUGGACAAUGUGUUUUACAUCAUUUUAGCUUUUGUUCUUGGCCCAUGCCCCACCCAGGAGAAAUAGGUGUUCAGGAACUUGGGUAGUUGAGGCCUCUGACCUCAGGGCCACUUCUGGCUGAAUUCAGAGAUCCUCGUGAAUGUCAGAUUCACGGGCAGUGUCUGUCCUUUGGGCAGAGGUUUACUGAGAGACCAUUGACCUUCCUAGCAUUUGGUGUCCCUGGUGGGUCUAAACAAAGGUCUAUUUUUCAACUACUAUGAUAAUUUAUGGGUAAAUUUUAUCUUCAGUAUUCAGCCUGCCCCUCACCUCACUCCAGCCUUCAGCCUGACACUGGUCAAGGCAUCUCUUUCUCACUGUUCUCCCUCACCCUGCCCCUUUUAUCCAGGCCAAUUUCACUGUCAUCUCUGAGUUACUUCUGAUUCUUAGUCACAUCUGUGUGAGUUUCCUGUUGAUGCUAUGACAAAUGACCUAAAACAACACAAACAUCUCUUACAGUUCAGAGAUCAGAAAGCCAAAGUCAGUUUCACUGAGCUGAAAUUAAGCUGAGGGCAGGACUGAUACCUUCUGGAGACUCUGAGAUGAAUCUGAUUCCUUGAUUUUUCUUCAGCUUCUGGUAGUGACCUACAUUGUCUGCCUUGUGGGCCCUUCCUCCAUCUUCAAAAUACGUUCCUCCACUUUUCUGUCAAAUCACCUUCUCUGACACUGGCUCUCGUGCCUUCCUCUUACAAGGAUUGUUAUGAUUAUGUCGGGCACCUGAGGAUAAUCGUCCCCAUCUCAAGAUAAUAACAUCUGCAAAGUCCCUUUGCCAAUAAGGUAACAUUUGCAGGUUUCAGUGAUUAGGAUGUGGAUAUAUUUGGGGACCAAGAUUCAGCCUACUGCACAUCUAUCUUGAGUCAGCUUAGUCAAAGAGGAUUUCCUAGAGCAGAAACAUAGUUCCACUUCACCACUUCACUUAUUUAUAAGGCACAGGGACCCUCCCUAUGCUCCUCCCUUUCUCCCUUGUUUCCUUCUGUUGGUACUGGGGAUUGAACCCAGGGCCUUUGCUCUGAGCUAUAUACGUGGCCCUUUUAAAAUUACGUUUCCUCUCUUCAGAUUACCAGAUCAAUAAUUGUCUAACCUUAGUGUCUUUGGUGCCUGUUCAGCUGUGGACCUUGAAAAAAAUGUGAUAAAAUCACUACUCUGAACACUAUUCCUUUCCAAAAGGUGUCAAAUCUAUGAUGCUGCUUUGCCUUACUGCCUGGUUUUGCAAAAGUCCCACCUCCAGCCACGGGUCUCAUGGCCUGGAAGAAGGCCACUGAGUACUGUAUUCAGAAGUAGGGUUCCCCUACCCUCCUUGCCUGUGUAUGGGCCAUCAAAGCCUCAGCAUGAGACUCUGACCUGCUGACUUGCACUAGCCUCUGUUUGCAGCACCCCAAGGCAAGAAGAGCCUUUCUCCUUUUGUGUGUAGCUCUUGCCUGUAGAGAGGCCCCCUAGGUUCUGCUAUCUUUUCCAGGCCCUGCCUGACACUUCUCUGUGUUGGGGUAGGGGCUAGGGGAGUUCUUGCUCAGGAUAUCUGGUCCCUGGUCUUCCCUGGGGAGAUGGAUGGAGCCAGGAAGCACCAGCAGAGAGGUAGGGAUCUGCACAUACAGAUCUCUCUGAAGAGCAUUUUCCAUCUACAGGAAAUGAGUUAUAAACCCAUCCCAUAAUACCACGCUCAUUCCCAACAAAAUUAACAGUAGAUUCCUGACAGUACAACAGAUGUUGUUGAAAUUUCCUCACAUUGUUUCUAUAACAAAAAUGCUAUUUUUAAAAUCAUUUUAUUGAGAUAUUUCACACACCAGAAAAUCCAGGUGUUUACUACAUGUACAGUUCAGUGAUUACAGAGUGUAUUCUGUAUUCUGAGUGUGUGCAAGUUUCACCACAGUCUAAUUUUAGAAUACUUUUAGCACACAAAGAGAAAUAGCAUAACCAUAAGUAGCCAUUUCCCCACUAUUGCUUCCUUAACUUCCCUAUUGAGCAUGGUAUCUUCAAAGUUCAUUCAGGUUAUCAUAUAUAAGGACUGUAUUUUUUAUUGCCAUUGUACAAGUGGGCCACAUUUUGUUUACCCAUUCGUCUAUGGUGGUCAUUUGGAUUGUUUCAACUUUUUAGCUAUUGUGAGUAAUGCUGUGAAUACUGAUGUACAAGUUUUUAUGCUUUCAUUUAUCUUGAGUAUUUACAGUGCCUAGAGAUAGACUUGCUGGGACAUAUGUUAAUUUUAUGUUUAACUUUUCUAGGAAGUACUAAAUUGUUUUCCAAAAUGGCUGUACCAAUAUUAGAGUUAUAAUUUCUCUAUAUAUCAUCACCAACA